Molecule: messenger RNA, 4592 nt
Organism: Stegostoma tigrinum
Lineage: Eukaryota; Metazoa; Chordata; Chondrichthyes; Orectolobiformes; Stegostomatidae
Gene: emp2
Product: epithelial membrane protein 2
Exons: 5
Coding region: 295-783 (162 amino acids)
Cellular component (GO): plasma membrane
Source: RefSeq, a predicted model, not a curated record
CGGAUCAGAGCCCUGAAUGAGUGACUAGACGGAGGGUGUGACUGGUGGGAUCUGGGGGAAGCCUUACGCGGUUGCAAUACAUGAGUGAAAUUGACUGACUCACCGCGUUUUGAAAGCUGACAUCACGGGGAGACGCCUCAGAAGAGAGAACUUUGAAAAACCACACACACACAAUCUGUAGAAGCCCACUAGCACAGCGUGAGCUCGGAGCUGGAGACUUUCCCUUCCAUCGUCAAACACUUGUAGUUUGAAGAAGUUUUGUCUGAGACACGUACAAACAGACCUUUAAUCGUGAUGCUUGUGCUUCUGGGAUUCAUUCUUGUCUUUCACAUAGCCACAGCUGCCCUGCUGUUCAUUGCCACGAUAGAUAAUGCCUGGUGGAAAAAUGACAUUUUCAGCACUGAUAUAUGGAUGACUUGCCCUAACAACGGAUCUCAAUGUGAUAACAGCUUUGUUGAGAAUUAUGGAGACUGUAUCAAGGCAAUACAGGCAACAAUGUGUCUGUCGGUGAUCUUUUGCUGCAUUUCCUUCAUUGUAUUUGUUGUUCAACUGUUCCGACUACAGAAGGGUCAGAGAUUUUACAUUGCUGGAACCCUGCAACUGCUUUCUAGUCUCUGUGUAAUGAUUGCAGCCUCAAUUUAUACAAACCAGCAAGAAAACUUCCAUGAUCCUUUGCUCGUAGCUACAGGAAAUUACGGAUACUCUUACAUUCUUGCUUGGAUUGCUUUUGCAUUCACUCUGAUCAGCGGUGUGAUGUAUAUUGUUUUACGGAAACGUAAAUAAGAGGUUUACCUAGGUCUAAAUCCUCCUGUAUGCAUCACUACAGAAAAAAGCAAUGGUUUUGGGAUGAUGGCAUCAAUCCCUUGCAAACAAAGCCCAUCUCUCCAGUGACUGUCAGAUUAAGGAAAACGGAAAUAAUAGUUAAUUACACACUGUUUUGAAUCCUUUAUUAAAUUGCAAAUUCUCAAAACCUGUUUGCUUCAGUAUUUCCAAAAAUCAAAAUCCACAUUUGUCAACAAGGUACAGCUGCAAGAUUAUUUUUGUCAGUGAUGAGCACUUUUUUAUAUUAUUAACCUACAUUCAUUCAUCUGGUCUGUUCAUGUUCACAGAGCAGCUGGUUUAAGCACUUCAGUCUCUAAAAACUAUGCUGCUUUUUAAACUGGUGAUUUUUAAAAAAAACUGUCUUGAAUUAAGCCUUUCCCAAAGUCAGCCUAUUUUUAGUCUGUGAUCACAUUUAGUUCUCAAAUGUGACUUUUUUUCAUAAAUUCUUUAAAGCUACAUGUCAUUAAAAUCACUUGGGUUAAAUUAUCCUGAAAUGUGUCACCAAGACUUAAUACAAUCCUUUUCAGAGAGGUACAUAAUUGCAAGUUUAUAUACCUGAGAACUGUACCAUAUGGUAUUCACAGGGACAGUACAUUUUUGUCGAUGUUGCAUUAAAUGUGUAAAAAUGUAGCAGUUUUUUAAAAAAAAAUUCAAAAGAAACAUCUGAAAUUUUGUACAGUUAGUGAAUUGUGUGGAUUUGGUUUUUAAAAACAAACAAAACAGAAUUUUGAAAAGUACAAUUUUUAAAGAAGGUACCACUUUUUAAAAUUUUAUUUGUUCAUUCUUGGAAACUCAUCAAUAGUACAGUGCCACACCCACACUUGUCAGGAGCAGCAUAUUUACCAUAUCAUUGAACAGGAUCUAAUAACGUGCCCACGUUGGUUAGUGACAUUGAGUAUUGAAUUUAAAAAAAAUACAGCAAGUACAAUAAAAUAUGAUCAAUUUUUGAUUAGCUGCAAAUCAUUCAGAUUUUAACUAGUUAAUGAUUUUCUUACAAUCAAAAGUGAAACCAUUAGCCCCCAAGAACAAUUGAAUUUGCCUUUUUGCUCUUUUAAACAUUUAAAAUCUAAAACAAAUGCUUAGCAGUCUGCAAUGUUGAAGACCAAAUAAAAUUGAUGUCUAGGUCUGUUUGUAGUCCUUAUUCAUUAGCAUAAUACAAACAAUCUGCUGAAAUGUAAAUCGCUGCAAACAGAUAUUUGCUAUUCAGAAUACUACAUUCUAAAACAGAGCAAUUAAUAAAAGUUGUUUUCAGAUCAAACUUUUGGCUUUGAUACAAAUAGGUGCCUUUUCUUGCUGCCAGUAAAGCAACCACAAUUGGAAAUUUUUUUUAGCCUUUCUGAGAUUCAUGGCACCAGACUAAUUAAGAAAAGCUUUACAUUCCUGAUGUGCAGAUGUGAUAGAUAAUCAGAGUCUAUUUUGAGCUUGAGAUGAAACUUUUUAAAAUUUAAUUUUAAUGUAAUAACCUACUGAAAAAUGUCUCCAGCAUCACAUGAUACUGUUACAGAUUUUCUGCCACUGAAAUAAUCUUUUGCAUUCUACACCUCAGUAACCAGGCUACUGUAAAAGCCAUGGACUCCUAUGGCACAGUGAUAGUGUCCCUGCCUCUAUGCCAGAAUAUUCAGAUUCAAGUCCUACCUACCUGAAGGUGUGUCACUGUACUGGAGCACAUUGAUUUAAAAUAACCACUUCAGCCCAUCAAUGCAAAUGAAGUACUUAAAACAGAACUAGGCUCCGCCAUCAUGAUUUUUCCUUACUUUAAAACUAAAGCUAAAAGAGAUUUCCAGAAACUGAAUGAUAUACUCUUGACAUGAGAAAAACGUGAAGAAAGUUAGGGGAAACAGAAAAUACUGCUGUUGAGAAAUACUUGAAUUCAGCAUUGGAGUUCGUCAAGUUAGUGUUAUUUGCUUUUGUACCCUGACUAUCAGAAGAACAUUUAGAUUAUAAAGGUUCUCAAAUGUAAAUGAUAGAACUAGUUUCACCAUUUGAGUAGUCACAAGAUGUUGACCUCUUAACCCUGUACCUAACUGUAAAUUGGAGAGCAAGCAUCGACAUAAUUGAAAAUAACUAUUGCACUGAAACUUAGCGAUCGACCUCCUGACAAAGGAGUGUUUCAUCUUCAUCUCUGAAAAAGAUUUCUAGCCCAGAAGUGAAUUUUACUUCCAGAUAACAAAUAUUAAAAUUUUAAAAAUAAAUCCUAAUAGCUCACAUGUAGGAAAUGCCACUACAGGUUCAGCAUUAAGAACUGUGACUACCAUUGCAAUGCUGGAAAAUGGGGUUGGAACAUAGGCUCGUGACUUCUCGUGGCAGCAGGAUGGUACUGUCAAAUGGCUUGUUAAUGUUUUAAAUGUUAAUGUUUAAGGUUUUUCCCUUUUUUUUUCCCUUAAAUCCUAGUGCCUAGUGAAUUUUUUUAUAUUGUUUUGCAAGUAUAGCUUUAUUGAUAACUGCAGCGAGCAACUUUCUUCCAUUAUGAAAUGUUGGGUGGGGGGGGUUGGUACAUAUUUUUCAGUGGUCCAUGGAUACAAGGUAAUUGAUAAAUUGUUUACUGUUGUACAGUUACAUAAGGUUGGGGAAGGGCAUCACCGGUUUUCACAAAUGAGAAUCAAACCUUAAUUCUUGCCCUACAAGUAGAUUCCAUUCCACAAGCAAUGAAAUAAAAGUACAAGUGUUAACUUGCUAAUCGUUUUGUUACUUUGUUUUUUGAAAAUUAAGCCACUCCAAACAGAAUUUAAAAGUUUUACUUGUAACCAAAGAAAGAUAAUAUGCCCACUGGUUGUGAAGUUAGCAUUUUCUGUAUUAUUGUAUCUUAAGGUUUUGUUUUUAUAACCAAUAUGUAUUUAUUGCAUGCCAACUCAUUGUUAAUGCUUUUACUCUCAUAGUAUUGUACACAGUUAAACAAAUUACAACUCAAGCGCCCAGUAGAAAUUUGCAUUUUAAAGUAUUCAUUCAUUGGAUAGCUAAUGUAUAAUAAGUAUAGUUUAUCUAAUACAUUGACAUAUAGGAUGUUCUCCUUUUCCUGCCUAAAUUAUCAGCCACAGAUAGGGAUCAAAACUUUUGGAUUAGAGAAGGUGAGACACUUUUUCUAAAUAGAUUUGUGCAUAUGUAAGUCAUGUUGGUUUGUGAAGCUUUUAAACAAGGAACACAACAUUGUGCACUUUGAGUUUUAACAUUUUGCCAUUACUCAAUUCAAAAUAAUUUCUGCCAUUUAGCGAUAACGAGUUAUUGUUCUAUGUUUGCCCCACAUUUUUGAUUUGUACCCACAUCCAUAAAUAGUUUAACAGUGGGCUUAUGAUUUGAAAUUAAAUCUAAUUUCUGAAAAUGGCAGGCAUUUGUUUUAUUUCUAUUGUACCAAAGAUUCCAGUAUAAAGACCAGCUGAAAUAGUGAUCUAAUCUAGAGACCACCAGUGCAACUGUCCUUAGUAAAUGUACAGUUAUCCAGGAUCCUACUACUUGUAUGCUAAAGAAAUCCAAGCUCCUAUUCAAAACUCUGGGGAUUUCUUCUUUUGGAUGCAGUCUGCAGUAUUGCUUAGUAUUUGGUCUUUUUAAAGACAUUUAGAAAAUAUUGCAAACUCUUCCCUGAUUGACGUACACCUGUCUUAUUGGAAGCGAAGCCCCUUAACACUACUUAGACUUUUUUUUUCCUCCUGGCAAUUUUUUUGUUUUGAUCUCAUGAAUCAACAUCUUUUUAACAAAGGCUGUGUUUGUAAUGAAAGCUAAAAUAAAUGAUUUAAUUCUGUAUUUUUUAUGUAAUAAAAUAUCCACCUAGUAAAUCA